CUCCGAGAAAUCCAAAUCUGGAUUAACAAUUGCUACUACAUCUAGAUCACAUCAAAUGCCAGGUAGCCUCAACUCACCUACCUGGGUACCUAUAUAUAUAUAAGGUAUAUAUAUAUUUACCUAAUAUUCUUAGUUCUCAAUUCUCACUGUUCCCUGAAAUUGAGUGAUGUGAAAUGGAUACAUGAGGCCUAUGAGACUCACGAGACUUGAAGAUGAGCUCAGGAAAGAAAAAGACAAACGCUGAAGUAGCCGCUGUUCAAGCCCGGGAUGCUCUAGCGGUCAUAUUCGCCGUCCGUUUCGUAAACGCGCUCUGUGUCCGUACUUUCUUUCAGCCGGAUGAAUAUUUUCAAGCUCUCGAACCAGCUUGGAACUUGGUAUUCGGAAAAGACAGCGGAGCAUGGAUGACCUGGGAAUGGAAGCACCAGCUUCGAUCAUCUAUCCACCCUACUAUAUUUGCCUUUGGAUAUUGGAUCGUCCAGAACUUCCAAGGGUCAGGGAUGUCUCCAGCAACCAAAGCUACAUGGCUCCUUGCAGCGCCUAAGGUCUUACAGACUGGGUUUGCUGCCUUGAGCGAUUGGUAUUCAUGGAGGCUUGCGGAGAGACUAUACGGCCGUGGAAGUGCUGCUGCCUGGUCCGUUCUGUUGAUGGCAUUGGCCAAUCCCUGGCAAUGGUAUACAUCGACGAGGACGUUCUCGAACUGCUUCGAGACAACCUUGACGGCUGCCGCUCUCUAUUAUUGGCCCUGGCAGCUUCUAGGUACGGAAGAUGACGGAAAUGCCGAAUCCAAGUAUUCAUCAAUUCCACUCUUCGAGACCUGGGGUCAAAUUAACAAUCUCCGAUUGUCCCUGAUACUAGCCGCAUUCGCUGUUCUCUUGCGGCCAACCAAUGUUUUAAUAUGGGUGGCUAUUGGCACCCUCGCACUGACCAGAGCUACACUCGGUGGAAAAUCACCACUUACUCUAAGAAACAUCCUUAUCAUUUAUAGGGAGGUAGUCCUUUGCGGGUCCUUCGUUCUCGGAUUGUCUUUAGUAGCUGACCGUCUAUACUAUGGAGAAUGGACAUUCCCCCCCUUAACAUUCUUGCACUUCAAUGUUGCGCAAGACCUCGCUAGCUUCUAUGGGCAGAAUGAUUGGCAUUACUAUCUCUCCCAGGGUAUACCGUUGUUAGGUACUACGAUAACCCCGUUCAUCCUACAAGGCCUAUACAAAUCUCUAGACUCAGAGAGCUCAAACUGGCCAGUUACAACAUCUAACGCUUUGAAAGCACUAUCCUUCGUGGUCUUCACAAACAUAUCCGCCUUGUCGUUUGUGUCCCAUAAGGAAGUUCGCUUUAUCACGCCUCUCCUUCCGGCCUUCCAUAUCUUGGCUGCACCCCAUAUUGCGUCCUUUUUCACCACGUUAACAAAUGCUGCCUCUGCUAGCUCAACGCCAACGCUGGGGUGGAAGCGGACACCUUUACUUCUAGGAGGUCUACUUAUCAAUAUUAUCAUUGGCGGCUACCUCUCCUAUUUCCAUGCUGCCGCACCUAUCAAGGUGGUGGACUAUUUGCGUAACGAAUUCGAACACAUUCACCCCAAGCACCUUGAAAUUCCGCAACCAGCGAACGUAACUGUGGACGAUGACUUCUCGCAAGAGCUCUUCGCGCUUUUCCUGACUCCUUGCCACGCCACGCCGUGGCGUUCUCACCUUGUCUACCCGGCUCUGCGCGCGCGUGCUCUAACCUGCGAGCCGCCUUUGCAUACCUCGCCAAAGUCCCCACAGCGCCAGAUAUACAAGGACGAGACGCGUCGCUUCUACGCGGACAAGGUUGGCUUCCUGGAGGAACUGUGGCCGGCGGAUGGUCCCGGCGAGGACAUGGCGAGAUAUAUUGUCGGGUACGAGGGCAUCGGUUCUGCGCUGCACGAAUACUUCGACUUCUCGGGUCCCGGUCGCCGACACAAAGUCGAGCUGAAGCGAGUGUGGGAUUCGUGGAAUGGGCUCUUCACGGAUGAUGAUAGGAAGUCGGGACGUUUGGUGGUGUGGGCUACGGGUUACUACGAUAAGGUGUUGCCCGUAGAGCCGUAAGUUGAAUGGCCCACUGGAUGGGUUGGAUUAGGUACCUAUAUAGGGUGGGCGAACUGUACAUUAUACAAAAUUUUGAUAGCUGGUAGGAGGAACUUAUACGCCGCAACAUAAAGGACACACGGCUAUUCUUUACUUAUGCUCCGCACCUACACUCGUAGGGACCUAAGUCUAUAUUGGAAUCUAUAGUCAAGUAGAUACUUAGCCCAGGACCUGAGACUUUAUGCUCGUACGC
This is a messenger RNA of Daldinia vernicosa, 2295 nucleotides long. Its product is annotated as glycosyltransferase family 22 protein. The coding region runs from base 213 to 2063 and encodes 616 amino acids. NCBI's taxonomy places the organism in Eukaryota, Fungi, Ascomycota, Sordariomycetes, Xylariales, Hypoxylaceae. The record is from RefSeq and is a predicted model, not a curated record. Gene Ontology annotation, molecular function: alpha-1,2-mannosyltransferase activity. Gene Ontology annotation, biological process: GPI anchor biosynthetic process. The transcript is spliced from 5 exons. Gene Ontology annotation, cellular component: endoplasmic reticulum membrane.